UUGAGCUGUGGAAGAUGAUGGAAGGGUGCAGAUGGGACUGCUUUGGGCGGGUGGCGAGGCGUCAGUCGCGUUCUUCCGUCUCCGCCUCCCCUCAUACCCCGAAACCUUCUCUAGUUUGGGCGACACUAGGAAGUACUUUGAGAUCCUCCUGUCUCCUAAGCAUCUGCAGAUGCGGGUGCUGGGGCUGUAUCAUGUGCCCCUGCUUCUCCCCAUUUGCCUUUCUGCAGCUCGUACAAUUAAGGGCUCAUUCCGAACCUCCUUCCUCGAUUUGGGGCUUAGCUAUCCUCCAUAGUGGAAAUGGAUCUCUUCACCUUCCCUUCCCGAACCUUAAAUCUGGGAAAGAGCUACAGCCAUCCCCUUACCACCACCACCUCCACCUCCACCUGGUGUGACUUUGUUUCCUGGGAUUUCUUUGUUAGUGUCGCUUUUCUGCUGUCUAACCACGCCCCCCUCCGGGUGGGUUAGAAUUUAAGGAAUGUAGGAUAUUACUGGAAUAGGUUAGGGUAUAGCCCCAAGCUUUCUUAUCACCAAAUUUCAUUUCCCAAAUUUGUCUCAGGUGCCUUGGACUUCCCCUUAGGAUUUGGAAAGGGAAUAUCUUGAGCAUUCCAUGAAUUUCAGAAACAUUUCUUAGUGGAACAAAACGGAGAAGGGUGAGUGAUGUGCUGAGAGCACAGUUUCAGGCUAAGACAUGGUCAGUACUUUUGAUGGAGCAAUAUAAUUAUAGAGUACUAGCUUACAUUGAGAUAAUGUUACAAUUCAUAGAAAACACAUGUGUUAUUUCAUUUGAUCUUCACAGCAACCCUGUGAGGUAAAUAGUACAAAUGUCACUAGCCCUAUUUUACAGAUAAACUGAAUCAGAUCCCAGAGAAGUUUUAAGUUGGCUAAGAUCACACAGCUAAAAAGUGGCAGAGAGGGCAGCUAGGUAGCACAGUGGAUUGAAUGUUAAGCUUGGAGUCAAAGGUCUGGGUUCAAAUCUAGAUUCCCAUAUUCUCUUGCUUUAUGACCCUGGACCAGUCACUUAAUCCCAGAUAUUAGUCCUUGUUGCUCUUCUUAGAAGUGAUACUAAAAUAGAAGGGAAGGGUUUUUUGUUUGUUUUUGUGGCAGAGGCAGAGUUAAACUCAGAUCUUCUGACUCCAAGUCCUUUGUUUUAAUAAUGCUCUCCUUUAUGUUCUCCAAAUUUUGGAGAAUUUGAUUCAACAAGGCCCAACAGAGGAGGUAACCUUUUAUCUACCCAAUGAGAUUAAGAUUCUCAAAAGCAAGCACUUUGCCUUCUUUUCUAUCAUUGGAAUGAUUUUUUUACAUCUUUACAAACUAAAGAUGCCUUGAAAAAUAAACCAAUGAGAAGUGAGGAAUUCCAGGAAUCCCAGGAAGAGGUAGAAGUCAGUCAGAAGCCAGGCCUGAUCACCUCUCAGCCUAUGCUCUCAGGCCUGGUUCUAUUAAAAAGAUUCAGUUGUCUUAACAUAGAAGUGUAACAAACCAUGGUCAGGAACUAUAGUGUCAGAUCAGAACAGAAUUUCUGUACCAUUGUCCUUCAUGGUCCUCCAACUCUGGCCCUCAUGGAUGGUGACUAGCAGGACAGGGCAAAACAUCAGGGGUAACAAGGCAAGAGAGCUGGCUCUAAGUUGAAUAAUAAUAGCCGACCCUUAUAUAGCGUUUAUGUGCUAGGCACAGUAGUGACCAUUUUACAAUUAUCUCAUUUGAAUCUCACAACCCUGGGACAUAGAUGCUUUUACGCUUAUUAUAGAGAUGAGAAAACUGAGGCAAACACAAGUUAAGUGACUUGUCCAGGGUCACAGAGCUAGUUAGGGUUCAGGACUGGAUUUGAACUCAGGGCUUUGUGACUCCUGGUAUAGUGCUCCAUCUAUCUAGCUGUUCUGUGAGGUAUUGCAACCCUGUGCCAGGUGGCCUACAGAACAGUUAUCCUGUGUUCAACUUCCAUGUCUUUUCCCCAGUUGUCCUCUAUGCUGGGAAUGUUCAUUGUCAUCACCUCCCCCUUAGAUUCCCUGACUUACUUUAAGGUUCAACUCAAAUAUGAUCUUCUGCAAAGAGCCUUUUGCUGGUGUUCCCUGCCCCUUCUCUCAUGCUUUUUUUUUCUGAGAUUACCUCCAAUUUAUAUUACAUAAUAUUCUGUAUACAUAGUGGUCUUUAUGUGGUCUUCCCCAUUAGAAUGUAAGAUCUUUGAAGCAAAGAAUCCUACUUUUGCUUCUCCUAGUAUCCUCAGUACUUAGCAAAGUACCAGGCACUGAUGAAAAAAAAAAGGUUUGAUGGAGCCGUUGGUGGCCCAGGUGAUAGAGCCAGGCCCUGAGACAGGAAGUCCUGGGUUCAAAUCUGGCCUCAGACAAUUCCUAGCUUAAACCCAGUUGCCUAGCUCUUACUGUUCUUCUGCCUUGGAACCAACUAAGACUGAAGAUAAGGGUUAAAAAAAAAAGUUUGGUGACAUAGCCCCUGGCUUCCCAAGUAUCCUUAAUCUUAUCUACCUCUGGAACAAACCCAAGCCUCUCCUAGCAGAGAAUCUGUAGAAUUCUUUUUUUCCCCUUAUCUCUGCCUACUCGCUUCUCUGACUUAAAUGAAAAUCACAUUUAAUUGGAAGCCUUUCCCAACCCCUCUUCUUUUUUUUUUUUAAAUCCUUGCCUUUCAUCUUGAGUCAAUACUGUGUAUUGGCUCCAAGGCAGAAGAGUGGUAAGGGCUAGGGCAAUGGGAGUUAAGUGACUUGCCCAGGGUCACACAGCUGAGAAGUGUCUGAGGCCAAACUUGAACCUAGGACCUCCUGUCUCUAGGCCUGACUCUCAAUCCACUGAGCGACCCAGCUGCCCCCUCCUGAUCCCUCUUAAUACUAAUGCUUUCUCUCUUUUAUUUACUUCUCAUUUAGGUUCUUGUUUCUAUGUAUUUACUUGUCUCCUCCUUUAGCAAGUUCCCUUGAGUCUUGACUCUUUUGCUAUCCCCAAUGUUCAAUACAAUACCUGACACACAGGAAGUGCUUAAUAAUUAUCGCUUGACUGACUGAUUAAGGACUCUUACUUCCUCCAACUCAAGGAGUGAACCCCAGAAAUAGGUAGAAAAAAAAAAGUCUGAUAAGCGUUCCUCUCCAAUUCCAUCAAUCCUGUCCCCUCUCUCAUUGCCAAUGUGUGUGCAGUCGCUACUGGCCUAAGGAACUUGGGGCUUUAUCAUUCACCACUAUUUCUUGAACAGUGAAUGCUAAAUGGCUUUCAGACACAGAUUAAAAUUUUGCAGUCCACUUUUCUAGCUACUGAACUACCAGCUCUAGCUAGCUUCUUCAGUAUCAAAACAGAGAAGAGGAGGGAGGGUCAAGAGAAAGGAUGAAAGUGUCAUUGAGAAAAUGUAGGGCUAACCCUUCCACUUAGCAAAAGCACAAGGGAGACUGGUUAGAGAGGAGAGGAUUGGGGGACUAAGGAGUGAAGGCUCAGACACAGAAUGGGAAAACAGAAAGGAAAACUGAGAACUGGAAGUGGAAUUUGGGGUGAGAAGAAUUGUCAACAUGGAAUCUAGAAACCCUAAGUUUUAGGACUAGCUUAUAAGGUGGAGACCCUAAAGCUUGUACUUGUUCCCUGUUCCUGUGAGAAUCUACCCUGAAGGGAUUCUCAGGCUAGCAGUUUCAGACUGAAUAAUGGAUCCUAAGCUAAAUGAUAGUCAUAAGCUAAGUGCCUCUUUUUGCCUUAGAAGUUUCUCCCAUUGUACUACAUCCCCCUUUAGAGGAUCCAACUCAGGACCUUAGCUUAAGGGACAGAUGCACUGCCUACUGCACUAAGAAAGGACUUAACUUAUGCUUAGCCCUACCUAACUGGAAUUGUCAUUUACCUUAGGGUUUAUUAUUCAGUCUGAAACUGCUAGCCUGAGAUUCCCUUCAGAGUGAAUUAUUAAGUGAAUAGGGAACAAGGACAAGCUUUGGGGUCUCCAACUUACAAGCUAGUCCUAAAACUUGGGGUUUCUAGAUUCCAUGUUGACAGUCAAAGAUGAAACAGUAAGCAUGGAGAUAGGAAAAGUUUAGAAAAGGAGGUUCAGUUACUACUUUUUACAUAUACUUAAAAAACUCAAAUUAUUUAAUAGAAGCUCAUAGGUUUAUAUGAAAUCCUUUGUGUAUUAAAUAUUUGUUGAUUUUCACAUUUACAAUUUUUUUUAAGAGCAUCAAGAUAGGCAACUAGAUAAGCACAGUGGAUAGAAGAACAUCAGGCCUGGAAUUGGGAGAUCCUGGCCUCAGACAUUUCCUAGCUAUGUGACCCUGAGCAAAUCACUUAACCUCUAUUGCCUAGCCCUUGCAGUUCUUCAUUAUAUUGAUACUAAGUCAGAAGGUAAGGUUUAUUAAAAAAUAAAAUAAGAGCCUUAAGGAUGUGAUAGAAGGAACUGAGGAAAUAUCAGGAGAGCUGAGAGUAACCUGAAAUAUUGAUAAGAGGGAUAAAGCUAAAAUCUGAUGGGGGAAGGCUGAGGAUUCCUCCAGUGAAAAGGUAUGAAGGAAAGGUCAGAAAUUGACCAUAGGAUUUAGACUAGAAAAGGCCCUUGAUCCAACUGUCUUGUCUUAAAGAUGAAGAAAAUGAAACCUACAAAGGGAAUAUUACUUGCUAAAUGUCACACAGUAAGUGGAAGAGACAGGAUUAAAAUCCAGGUCCUCUGAUUCCAAGUGCAAUGAAGUCAGAUAUAGAUCAGGAAGGUGGGACCCAAAGCAUUUAUAUGGUGCUUUUAAGAUUAGCGAUGUGCUUUACACAUGUUGUUUCAUUUGUUUUUUACUUCCAUUUUACAGAUGAUGAAAUUGAGACUGAGGGGAAAAGUUAAAUGACUUGCACAGUCCUGGAGCUAGUGAAUGCCUGUGACAAGAUUUGAAUUCAGGUUUCCCAGACUCCAAGUCCAACACUUGGAAGGUCAUGGGCAGAGGAUAAGGAGGGACUGAGAAGGGUCAAGGUCUCUGACAAGUGAGCCUGGAGGGGGCAAGAGGUGGGAAGAUUGUGGGGCAGAGUAGCUAGCAGGUGUGGGGGUUAGGGAAUGAUGGGUUAUGGGUAAGAGGAUGGGUCGGAAGAGAGCGCUGGAGGGUCAGGAGCAGGAGACCGGCCUGGGUGCAAGCUAAGAGUCAUAAACAAGGGGAGAGGAUCUGGAAUUGGGGUCCAAGAUAAGGACUGAGGCUGCAAAGGGAGGAUAUUCUACACUUGCGGCUGUCCCUUUUCCGCCUGGGCCGGGCCAGCGCGUGCCACACUCUAGAUUCCUGGGCGGAAGGGUAUCAUAGGAUACCCAGGCCUCCCAGGCUUUUCGUCAAACACGUUCUUCCUUCAGUUCUCUCACAACAGCCUAGCAAAACCCGAGGCUCUCCGACUCCGCGCUGGACCCCGCCCCGCUCUGCCUCUGGGCUGCCAAGAUCCGGCCCUUCCCUUCCACUGGACCCCUGAACGAGGGCCGCCGCUCCUCCUCCCCUCCCCGCUCCCCUCAGCUCCCGCCUGGGGGCGCGCGCUCCCCUCCUCCGGCCAGCCCGGUCUCCGCCCCGUUUCCCGCCUGUCACACACACCCCCUCCGCCCCAAGCCUUGGCAGCUGGGAGGCGACGCCCGCCCGGCCGCCUCCGCUCUGAGCCCGCGGGGCUGUGCCGCCGGCUCCAGCUCCCGCUAGGCUCGAGCUCCGCUCCGGCUCCCGGGGCUGCGGGGGCGGGGGCGGGGUCAAGAUGGCUUCAUCUGGGGCGGGGAGGCCGAGUCUGUGAAGGGGGUAAGGGGCACGGCCACCAUGGACACCGAACAGCGGCCCGCGGCAGCAGCUGCGGGUGCGGGAGACGAGGGCACCCCAGGACUGGAGACGGCCUCCCCACCCGCCCCCAGCUCGGCUACCGCCGCCCCAGGACCCUCGCCUGCUCCGGGACCCGAAUCGGGACCCGGGCCGAUGCGGCGGCAGCUCGGGGCCCUGCUCCAGCCCGCCGUCAACAAGUUCUCUCUCCGGGUGUUCGGCAGCCACAAGGCAGUGGAGAUUGAGCAGGAGCGGGUCAAGUCAGCUGGAGCCUGGAUCAUCCAUCCCUAUAGUGACUUCCGAUUUUACUGGGACCUGAUCAUGCUGUUGCUAAUGGUAGGGAAUCUCAUUGUCCUCCCCGUGGGCAUCACCUUUUUCAAGGAGGAAAACUCCCCACCCUGGAUUGUCUUCAAUGUCCUCUCUGACACCUUUUUCCUGCUGGACCUGGUGCUGAACUUCAGGACAGGGAUCGUGGUGGAAGAAGGAGCAGAGAUACUCCUGGCUCCCCAAGCCAUCCGCACUCGCUACCUCCGCACCUGGUUUCUGGUGGAUCUUAUCUCCUCCAUCCCAGUGGACUACAUCUUCCUGGUGGUGGAGUUGGAGCCAAGACUGGAUGCUGAGGUUUACAAGACAGCCAGGGCCCUUCGAAUUGUCCGUUUCACCAAGAUCCUCAGCCUGCUUCGAUUGCUCCGCCUCUCCCGCCUCAUCAGAUACAUCCACCAGUGGGAGGAGAUCUUUCACAUGACCUAUGACCUGGCCAGUGCUGUGGUUCGGAUCUUCAAUCUCAUUGGGAUGAUGCUGUUGUUGUGUCAUUGGGAUGGCUGCCUACAGUUCCUGGUCCCAAUGCUCCAGGACUUUCCUCCUGACUGCUGGGUUUCCAUCAACCACAUGGUGAAUCACUCGUGGGGCCGCCAAUAUUCUCAUGCCCUCUUCAAAGCCAUGAGUCACAUGCUGUGUAUAGGCUAUGGACAACAAGCACCUCAGGGCAUGCCGGAUGUUUGGCUCACCAUGCUUAGCAUGAUUGUAGGUGCUACAUGCUAUGCCAUGUUCAUUGGUCAUGCCACUGCCCUCAUCCAGUCUCUUGACUCAUCCCGUCGCCAGUACCAAGAGAAGUAUAAGCAGGUGGAGCAGUACAUGUCCUUCCACAAACUACCAGCUGAUACCCGUCAACGCAUCCAUGAGUACUAUGAACAUCGCUACCAGGGCAAAAUGUUUGAUGAGGAAAGCAUCCUGGGGGAAUUGAGCGAGCCACUUCGAGAGGAGAUCAUUAACUUCACCUGUAGGGGCCUGGUGGCCCACAUGCCCCUGUUUGCUCAUGCUGACCCCAGCUUCGUCACUGCUGUGCUCACCAAACUUCGAUUUGAGGUCUUUCAACCGGGUGACCUUGUGGUUCGUGAAGGCUCUGUGGGCAGAAAGAUGUACUUUAUUCAACAUGGAUUGCUCAGUGUGCUGACCCGUGGUGCUUGGGACACACGUCUCACUGAUGGUUCUUACUUUGGGGAAAUCUGCCUACUGACUAGGGGUAGGCGAACAGCUAGCGUGAGGGCUGACACCUACUGUCGCCUCUACUCACUCAGUGUGGACCACUUUAAUGCGGUGCUAGAGGAAUUCCCCAUGAUGCGGAGAGCCUUUGAGACAGUUGCCAUGGACAGGUUGCACCGAAUUGGAAAGAAAAAUUCCCUGCUUCAGCGCAAGCGUUCAGAACCCAGCCCAGGAAGUGGUGGCAGUGGGGUCAUGGAGCAGCAUCUGGUACAGCAUGACCGAGACAUGGCUCGGGGAGUGAGGGGGCUGGCCCCGGGCACAGGUGCUCGUCUGAGUGGGAAGCCAGUGCUCUGGGAGCCCCUGGUCCAUGCCCCACUGCAAGCAGCUGCAGUCACCUCUAACGUGGCCAUUGCUCUUACCCACCAUCGGGCACCGCUGCCCCUCUCUCCAGACUCUCCUGCCGCUCUUCUUGCUCGUUCAGCUCGUCGCUCAGCUGGCUCACCAGCCUCACCGCUGGUGCCUGCUCGUGGACUGCCUUUGUUGGCUCGAGGGCCUUGGGCAUCCACCUCCCGCCUGCCUGCACCAGCAGCCCGAACUCUUCAUGCCAGCUUAUCCCGGGCAGGCCGGUCACAAGUUUCCCUGUUAGGUCCUCCACCUGGGGGUGGUGGACGGCGGCUAGGGCCCAGGGGACGGCCACUUUCAGCAUCACAACCAUCACUUCCUCAUCGAGCAGCUGGAGAGGGCUCCCCUGGGCGCAAGGGUUCAGGAGGUGAGCGCUUGCCCGCCUCGGGGCUCUUAACCAGGCUUCCAGGCACUGCCCAACCCCUCAGGCCUCCUGCCUCUGAUCCAGGUACUAGUAGGGGCCCUCAACUUCCUGCUAAUAUGUGAGACUCUUGGGUGCAUCUAACUUUGAUUCUUGUGAGAGGUGUGGGUGCUUUGAUGUCUGUAGGUACCACAGACAAAGUAUUACACACUGUGGAUGUCCCCCAUCACUACCAAGUGGAAGUGUCUAUAUGUCCCUUAGCUCAGCCAUACCCCUUCAUGACAUGCCUCCAUCACUGCCAAAUAGAAGUAUCUCUGUGCCCUUUGCUUAGAGCAUCCCCUUGGCCAUAGGCCUUCCCUGGUAUAAGCAUUUUCCCCCUUUUCCCUAUUCAACAAGGUAUGAGGGUCUUCUUAUCCUCAUCACUGCCAAGUAGAAAAAUUUCUUCUGUUUUCCCAGGUCAGGCAUCCCUCUGCUCAUGAGCCCUUUGGGUCAGAUACUGUAUCACUGCCCAGGGUGGCUCCCUGCCUGUUCUCCCUCACUGCCAAGACCACAGGCCUCUGUGCCCCCCCUUGUUGUAUUGGGCAUCCACCUCUGCUCUCAUCACUGCCAUUUGUAGGCACCCACCCGUCUAUGGCCCUCUCAAUGAAUACAUACACCUCUUGCCCAAAUGGGCGUCUUUUGCCAGCUUUCCUGGAUCCUAACUUUGUUGUAGAAAAACAUUGUGAACAAAGAGCCACGUCCUCCUUGUGCUCCUAACCAGUUGUGCCCCUGGGGAUGGAGGCUGUCCAGCCCCUCCCUAAUGAAUGUGCCAGCCUAGGAGCCCUUUUGGGGACAGUAGCUGAUUCCUUAGGGAAUUAAUUAUGUAUUUCCCUCUCUCAUAGGGGGAGGGGGAAAGACAGAGGGGGUCCCUCUCUCUUCAUGCCAGCUCUGUGGCCCUUGCCUGUCUCCAUCAGCAAUACUUGGACUCUCCAGUUCCCCAACCAUGUAGGGGGAGGGAAGGGGGCAGUUUUUACCUUUAGGUGUCUUUUUUUCCUAUACUGUGAGAGUGGGGAAAAGGCAAGAAUCCAAGCCACAGAGUAGGGGAAAUAGGGAACAGGGGAGGGGAGGGGCAGACCAGCCAGCACCUCUGCCUUCUCAGGGAUACAGGAAACCCCUCCCACCUCCCCAUCUGUCCCUGUCUUCCCCCUCCAUAGCAUUAGCAUAGGAAGAACAGGAGCCAGACCCCUGGCAUACAGUUCCCCUGCCUCACUCUAGGCUCUGGGAUUCUUGUGUGGGUGUGGGUGUGGGUGUGUGUGGAGGAAUUCUUUAUUUUUUUUAAUGUUUGUUUACAGAUAGUUGAAUAUAUAAAAAAAAGAAAAA
Messenger RNA from Monodelphis domestica (gray short-tailed opossum), 9317 nucleotides. RefSeq names its product hyperpolarization activated cyclic nucleotide gated potassium channel 3 (gene HCN3). Gene Ontology annotation, biological process: sodium ion transmembrane transport; regulation of membrane depolarization; potassium ion transmembrane transport. Gene Ontology annotation, cellular component: axon; HCN channel complex; dendrite. NCBI's taxonomy places the organism in Eukaryota, Metazoa, Chordata, Mammalia, Didelphimorphia, Didelphidae. The record is from RefSeq and is a predicted model, not a curated record. Gene Ontology annotation, molecular function: voltage-gated potassium channel activity.